GCCAAAGCCCAGUACCAACUUUGCCCAUUGUUUACCUUUGUUGUCGCUGUCGAUCGAAGUGGAAUCUCGAAUCUUGAUGUUGGUCACUGGGGGGAAUGCGUGAAUCUAGCCGAACUUGGACUAGACUACCCGCACCCUGUUGUAUCUAUCAUUGGAGACGCUCGCUAAACGUACGAAACUGCUUCUACAUCUCAGAUAUACCCGACGAUCACAACAGCGACGAUUAGGUCUGUUGUUUCCAGAAGUCUCAUCUUACUUCAUCUUCAUUAUUGUUAUCAUCACUUGGAGGAUCAGGGAUCGCGAAUCAGGUCGUCGUUCGGGGUGAAGCCUUGGCUCCGAAAUGCCCAUGAUCAUGGACGAUGAUGCUUUGGAUAUGGAACUUUUUGGCGGGGGUGACUUGUCUCUUCCAGCACGGCCUCCCCCUAAAGAGCUGUACCAGCGCUUAGACGAGCUUCGCGAAAGUGGAUGCUGCCAAAGCAUUGCGUGGUCCAAAUGGGGAAGCAUAGCAUCGAUCACUGCAAAUGGCACGGCGGUAGACCUGCGAAACCUACGGUGCCACCCAGAAGAUGGCACCUGGGCACUUAGCGAGCCUUACAAAACUGAAAACUUCUCCAACUCAAUGGAAGGCGGCCCUCUCAAACAUCUUGCUUGGGCCCCCAAUGGCAGCGAUUUGGCAGCAAUCGAUGCUGCAGGGCGUGUUGCCAUUCUAUCCGUCUUUUCCUCACUAAACAAGGUCGCCCUUGCCAGGAUGAUUCAAGCUGACCCAACAGAUGACCUCCAUGCUGUCGUUGGGUCUUAUUGGUUGAAUCUGGCAACACUCCCCCCAAAUAGACCUACAAUAUUGAAUGGUCCAGCUGUGAAGGACGGGACGGACUACCGCUAUGAGGCAUCUCAAGCUCCAAGUCUGGGACCAAGUCAUCCAAAUCACAAUCGAUCGGCCUUCAUCUUUUUAACCACAAAUGGGCUGUUGAGGCUCCUCUUCCCCCAGAAUAACAACAAAUGGUAUGAAGUCCAUACCGAGCUUGAAAGCAUAGUCUCAUCGGAUGAUCUCAUCACUCAUGCUGCGAUAUGCGCCGAUAAAAACAACACUCUACUAAUAGCAUUUGCUACCUCAUCAAAACAACUACGAACUGUUCGUGCUGUGAUUGAGUGGAAUCAACCGAAGAUGGACAAAGCGGCACCCGCACAACUGCCAGUUCAACCGCAAAUCAAGACGAGGCACUUGGCUGUGACGAGCUGGUAUCACGAAGGACCUGGUAUCCCAUUGAACCCUUCACAUGUGGAGUCCUCAAUGCAACAACUCUCACGCUUGGAGUUCCUGCCACCAUGUGUCGAUGCUGGUGGCAAAGUAGUUUCACCCACGAUCAUUACGUUCCGCUCACACUUACCAAUUUCUUCUUCGCACUUCAAUCAAGAUGUUUAUACGACUGUAGAUAGAUGGGAAGUAAGAGAUAAGCACCAGAAUAUUCAUCCAGCCUUUGAGCAGCUGAGCUCGAGGAGAAAUAGCGUUGGAUCGCAACCAGGACCUACUGUAUUUCUGAAGAAGAUUGAAAGCUUCACAGUCAACAAGAUAGCUAUCGGAUUGGAGCCUAUGAAUCAUGGCAAAGUGAUCUUCUUUGCAUACAGUGAUGGCUCUAUUGAGUAUCGUGAUCGGUUUGAUAUGUCGGAGACAUUCAAUGAUGGAAACCUUGAACGCGUCUGGCAUCUCUCCCAGAUUGGCUUCACCUACCCUGAGGACGAGCCAUGUUUACAAAUUGCAUUUUCACCAAGCUAUUGCUCUAUUGUGCAACUGAAGGGCGACGGUAAGGUGCAAUGGCAGCAUCUGGAUUAUCGUUUAGGUGACCUAGGUACCAGUGCGGAAGAUCCUAUGUACGGAGCAACUAUAGCUGCGUUAUCACUUUCUAUUGGUACAGCCGUGAUGAGAGGAGUCAAUUACGACGAUCUUCUCGCCACAGUGAAGAAGCAUGCGACUCCCCAACUGAUCUAUGACUUGCUCACGGACACAUCUCGCAUUUUUAAACUACAGGCAGACUAUUCAGAAGAGUCACAUCACGAUAUGCUUGUUCGAAACACAUCCAUACAGCUUUGUCUAUGUCUACAAAAUUCCCUUGGUUUCAAGGGAGAAUUCAAUCCUCGAACGUUCUCAGGCAGAUUCUCAUGGUUGGUCCUACAGCUACGCAACAUCGUCGUCUGCGUAUCGAUGGCUGCGAAUCUCAAUCCAAUGGGUCCUGACAAGGUUUCCCCAUUAGAAGACUCAGAAGUGAUCAAUUCUCUUACUGGCUCCGUUCGCUGGAUUCUUGACCUAAUGGCUUGGCUCGUCGAUACCCUUCUAACUCUUCCCACAACUGUACCAUCCACAGUUGACCUGACCAACGCGAGCAAGCUCUCUCUUCCUGACCUUCUCGCCCAUCUUCACUCUACCAAUACAGUUGCACUCCAUAUGCUUCUCUCUUCAUCAGUCCGCGGAUUCUUAACCGCUAUCUGCCGACGCUUAGUCCAUCUAGACUAUAUUGCCCGCAAGGCCAUUAUGCUCAGUGGAGGAACCCCUUCAAACAACCUCAAUCAGCAAAAUCCUUCCCAAAGUCCUCACCCAAUUUCAAACGUAACUCCAGCUCUUCGACAAGCAUAUCUUCAGAUUGCCACCCUUACCUCAACCACCAUUGUCAAAGUCAAGACCGCCGAAGCCCUACUCUCAUCCCUCAGCUCCCUCAUCAAAACAGCCUACGCCACACCACCGACCUCAUCUUCCUCUACUCAACCAGUUCUCUCGGGCUCCCCGCAAGCCGAAAAGGUCCGCAACCAAUUGGAGAUCAAGAUGCUCUUCGGGAGUUCCUUCCCUGACGCUUUCAAAACUGUCAUUGUUGAACUCUUCCGAAAGGAAGGCUUGCUAGAAACAGUACAAGAAGAAAUCGAACCCGCUCAACUAUUCUUUGCCGAUUUCACAAUGUUGGAAAUAGAUGAGGAUCACGCAUCUGUCAAGAAGAGGAAAAACCUAGGACGGACUAUGGAUUGUUUCUUGAAGACUUGGUUGAGGAACCCACCUUCCCUCCAUUCUUCGGAGAAUGGCGACUCGCAAGCGAAUGGGAGUUCGAGACAGGGAGUCAAAUGGAGAAGGUGUGCACGGUGCGCAGCCGUCAUGGAGGAUUCGAUGAGUCAGAGACCGGCGUUGGCUUGGCUGAUGAUGCAGCAGCGAAGAUGUUUUUGUAGUGGGUAUUGGGAUACUUUACCUGCUGGACAGAUGGCUGCUUGAUUUAUUGGUAUUUUGGGAGGGCCGUCUGCUUUUUGCUUUUGGGUAUAUCCAUAGCUAUUAUUUCUAAUAAAAGAUCGUUG
Molecule: messenger RNA, 3330 nt
Organism: Mollisia scopiformis
Lineage: Eukaryota; Fungi; Ascomycota; Leotiomycetes; Helotiales; Mollisiaceae
Product: mediator of RNA polymerase-like protein II transcription subunit 16
Exons: 9
Coding region: 341-3250 (969 amino acids)
Biological process (GO): positive regulation of DNA-templated transcription
Cellular component (GO): mediator complex
Molecular function (GO): protein binding
Source: RefSeq, a predicted model, not a curated record